GAAAUAAUUUUGAAAAGGUGCGCAACUUUGGAAAUGCUAAAGGCUGUGUUGUUGGAGGAGAGUGUCUUCGAUGAGCCUACGGAAGAUGAAGUAAUGCUGUAUGCCGAAAGUUUGGGAAUCGAUGUUGAAAAGGAGCAAGACUUACUUUAUAUCGCUAAGGAAGGGAUUUCUGCCCAUUUACCAACUGGCUGGCAGGUUCUCAAGGAUGAAAAUAAUCAAAUAUUUUAUUAUGACAGUGCAUCUGGUAUUAGUUUAUGGGAGCAUCCAUUAGAUAGACACUUUCGAGAUUGUGUUCUUAAAGCCCGUCAAAAGAAACAAGAUGCCAUUGAUACAACAAGUAGUUCUGGCAAAAUCCCUCAUGAUAAAUCUGUAGAAGCUGGUUACGUCGUGUCGGAUGGUUUAUUGCGCCCCCAUUCGAAAUCAUCCACCAACAACAAAGAGACAGCAAGGGGAUAUGCAUCAACCCGUUCUGGUCCGCAUGAAGGCAAGCCGAAUACAAAUAAUUCCAAAGAGCUCAUAGAAAAGCACGAAAGCGAUAAUCAACUCUCGACCAGUGCUCUUGCAGAACCUCGCUUUCAAUGUCCAGUUGUUACUACUAGAAACGAUGAUCAUCUGCCAGUUACAGAUGAUCCUACUGAAUAUCUUGAGAUAAAAUUAUCCAAAAAUAAGAUACAUGAGAAAUCACUUGUUAAUAAUCAUGAGAAACUUCAACGAUCCUCUCGUAAAGACCAUCUUUCAUCAGAAGGUUUUAAAUAUUGGUCAGAAAUGUACAAAGAAAAUCUUCGUCAAGCAGAUGAAAACCUAACUGUAUUACAGUCAAAAAUAAGAGAAUCUUUGUUGUUAACUAGCAGUCAUAAAAAAACCAACUCAAAUCUCUGCAAUAAUGCAACACCAAAUUCACUCACUAAAUAUAAUCCGACGACAAUAACGAAGGAUUCACAUAUUGUAAGCAAUUUAUCUAGAUGUUUCUCAUCAUCGGAUCUUUUGAACAUUGUAGAUAACAAUCAAACAUAUUGUAAAAGAUUAGAGGUAUUUUCUAGUCCUGUGAAAAAAAUUGAAAAUACAUUUAAUGAAGAUAUUCUAUGCCCUGAAGUUGGUAUAUCUCCAACUGCUGUCAUUCAAACAGAGUCAUCUAAUAGAAAUGAUAAACAUAUUGGCCAUGAUGUAUCGUCUUUAGAUGCCAAUUCAAAAUUAUCUUCAUCUAUACUUCGUGAAAAUAUGAAAAAUUCUACAUAUCAGCUCACUCCAGGUAGAACGUGUUUAACAGAACAAAAUGCCAGUGUAGAAAAAUCGACUGAUGGAAUUCAAGAGGAUCAAAGUAAUAUGAAGUUAAAGCCCAAUAAAAGCUUGAUUAAUUUAUCAGAAUGUAUUAGUCAUUUAGUUGAAGAACGUUCUCGUGUACAAGGAAAAUUGUUUCGUCUUAAGUUACUUUAUAAAACUUACAAACGACGUCUAGACAAUUUAGAUGCCAGUUUAUCAGCACUACAAGAACAGACUAACACAGAACAACCAUCUUCUAAUGUUUUACCAAUCUCUAAAAUAUACAAACAAAAUGGUAAUACUAAAAAUAUCCAAGAGAAAAGAAAUUCAUCAGUGUUUACGAAUUUGACGAAUGAAAACGAUGCAAAUGUUCCAUUACUACCUCAGCAUUCAAAUGUCACUACAUGUAUCAAUGAUUUAAACGAAUCUGCCAAUAAUAGAUUACAUUCUCGUUUAUCUUAUUGUCAUCAUUAUCAUCAAAAUCCUAAUGUUUCACGCGUAAAACGUUCAGUGUCAGUACCUCGUUCUCCAAUUUCAUGUAAUUAUCUCAGAAAUUCAAAUAAUCCACAUAUAUCAUCUCAUCAUUUACAUGAUAGUACUUCAGUUUCACGUGAUCUAGCAGUAUCAUUGGCUUCAAUCGAUGUACAAUUGCAUAAUGUUUUGAAACAUCUUGAUUCAAAUACUGAUGAAAGUCUUCAAUCACACAUAAACCAUUACAUACAAAAUCAUUAUCCUAUUUCUACUGUAACUGAUGAACAACACCACUGUACUAAUGAUGAUACAAAUGUUAUACAUAUUCAACGUUGUUUGGAAAAUAUAAAUUUAAGUAAUGAACCAUUACUUGAAGGUGGUUGUAGUGGUGGUAGUUGUAUAUCAAAUAAUUUAACUUGUUCACCUUCAUGUAGUUGCAAUAAAACUCUGUCUCAUAGAACAAUGGAUUUAUUGCAUUCACCAACCAACUGUUCACCGAAUUCAAAUAUAGAUUUAAUGUCAAAUAAACGCAACAGCAUUUGUACAUCGAGGCUCUUGAAACCCACUACUCACAAAACUGUUAAAUCAGUACUAUAGGACAGCAUUGAUCAGUGUCAACACAAUCUGUGCACCUAAUUCAUCACAUGUAUGAAUCUCCGUUUCCAAUCCUUAUAUAUAUAUAUAUAUGACCUUUUUAUUAAUGUUAUAUUAUUUGUGCUUCUAUCCAAGACUAUUUUUGCAUACCAAUUUUUUUUUAGUGUACCCUAUAUUUUAUUAAGUUUUAUAACUCAUAAAUAAAUAAAUAUAUUUAUUUGGUUUU
Molecule: messenger RNA, 2551 nt
Organism: Schistosoma margrebowiei
Lineage: Eukaryota; Metazoa; Platyhelminthes; Trematoda; Strigeidida; Schistosomatidae
Source: the annotation of a GenBank genome assembly